Molecule: messenger RNA, 3700 nt
Organism: Bombina bombina (fire-bellied toad)
Lineage: Eukaryota; Metazoa; Chordata; Amphibia; Anura; Bombinatoridae
Gene: WWP1
Product: WW domain containing E3 ubiquitin protein ligase 1
Exons: 24
Coding region: 155-2908 (917 amino acids)
Biological process (GO): ubiquitin-dependent protein catabolic process
Molecular function (GO): ubiquitin protein ligase activity; protein binding
Source: RefSeq, a predicted model, not a curated record
GUCGUGGAUGACGUGUCGGGGGCGGAGCCGAGAUACUGCGAUGGCCGCAGAGGUGUUGGGAGCUUGGAACGUGUGAGGCUGACAGUAGCAGGCGGCGGCCCGUGCAAGGGAGGCCAAGGACGGGACAUUCGCCCGGCCUGACCUGUAAACUGACAUGGCCACAGCCUCACCACGGCCUGCUAACAGAAACACCCAUCAUGAAGGUUUACAGCUGAAAGUGACAGUGUCCAGUGCCAAACUGAAAAGAAAGAAAAAUUGGUUUGGAACAGUCUUUACGGAGUUGCUUGUUGAUGGAGAAACAAAGAAGACGUCAAAAUCAAACAGCUCAAGUAAUCCAAAAUGGAAUGAACAGUUAACUGUGAACGUAACACCGCAAACCAUACUUGAAUUUAAAGUGUGGAGCCACCAUUCUUUGAAAGCUGAUGCGUUGCUUGGCAAAUCUACCAUAGACUUAAAGCAAGCCUUGGAAACCAAUAACCGAAAAUUGGAAAAAGUAAAAGAGCAACUAAAACUUUCUGUGGAUGGUAAACACGGCACUGUACAGACUGGAGAGCUUAUUGUUGUUUUAGAUGGUUUGAUUGUAGAGCCUGAAUCCCCCUCAGCAUGCAGCUCAACAGCCAGAAUAAUUCAGCAAAAUGGUGACGCUAUACAUGAGAAUGGUCGGGAAAUGUCUUCAGAGGCCAGAACAGGAUCUACUGGAGACGUUCCCAAUGGGACAGCUAGUGAAAUAGCAUCCGGCUACAUAGAGCAGAAUGCCUUUAAUGCACAAAUAGCAAAUGGAGAAAGUACUCACUCUCCGACUCUUGUUGCGGCCAGACCCAAAAAUACACCAGCACCAAAUCCACUUACUGCCCCUGCUGGCAACAGAACUGUUAACGGCACAGCUGCUGCAUCUGAAGCAAGUAGCACAUCUUCCCAUGAAGCUUUAGCAGCUCCUGCAGGAGCCCUCAUAUCAGAUUGCACGGACAUUACGAAUGAUACAGCAGGCAUACAAGCAGCUAAUCCUACGGAGACCAGCACAUCUGCAGCAAACAGCACUGCCAGCCCUCUCUCCGAACCUGUAAGGGCUACAGACUCUGUCAUAUCAUCUGCUGCUGGCAGCACGACCCCAGAAGCUUCUAAACCCAGGCAGUCGUCCUCUUCAACCUCAGCGGAUCCUGUAAGACAGCAGCCCAGCUCCACUGCAGAGCCAUUACCACCUGGAUGGGAACAACGAAAGGAUCCCCAUGGUAGAACCUAUUACGUUGAUCAUAACACAAGGACUACUACAUGGGAACGUCCGCAGCCGUUACCACCAGGGUGGGAAAGAAGAGUCGAUGAUCGAGGGAGGGUAUAUUAUGUUGACCAUAAUACAAGAACAACAACAUGGCAGAGACCGACCAUGGAGUCCGUCAGAAAUUUUGAACAGUGGCAAUCGCAGCGCAACCAACUUCAGGGAGCUAUGCAGCAGUUCAACCAGAGAUACCUCUACUCGGCUUCAAUGUUAUCAGCAGAAAAUGAUCCUCUAGGACCUUUACCGCCAGGAUGGGAAAGAAGAGUAGAUUCUACAGAUAGAGUUUAUUUUGUAAAUCACAACACAAAAACAACACAGUGGGAAGACCCUCGAACACAGGGUUUGCAGAAUGAAGAUCCAUUGCCAGAGGGUUGGGAGAUCCGGUACACGAGAGAGGGAGUAAAGUACUUUGUAGAUCACAACACGAAGACCACUACUUUUAAUGAUCCCAGGACUGGAAAGUCAUCUGUAACAAAAGGUCCACAGAUUGCAUACGAACGCAGUUUUCGGUGGAAGUUGGCUCAUUUUCGCUACUUGUGUCAGUCCAAUGCUUUGCCAAGCCACGUAAAGAUUACCGUAUCAAGGCAAACACUCUUUGAGGAUUCUUUUCAACAGAUUAUGGCAUUAAAACCAUAUGACUUAAGAAGGCGACUAUACGUCAUGUUUAGAGGUGAAGAAGGUUUAGAUUACGGAGGCUUGGCAAGAGAGUGGUUUUUCUUACUUUCCCAUGAAGUGCUAAACCCAAUGUACUGCUUGUUUGAGUAUGCAGGGAAGAGCAACUAUUGUCUGCAGAUCAAUCCUGCAUCAACAAUUAAUCCAGAUCACCUCUCCUAUUUCUGUUUUAUUGGACGCUUUAUUGCAAUGGCAUUGUUCCAUGGCAAGUUCAUCGACACGGGCUUCUCACUUCCUUUCUACAAGCGAAUGUUAAGCAAAAAACUUACCAUCAAAGAUCUGGAAUCUAUUGAUCCUGAAUUCUAUAACUCAUUAAUAUGGAUCAGGGACAAUAACAUUGAGGAGUGUAAUCUAGAGAUGUACUUUUCUGUAGACAUGGAAAUACUGGGAAAAGUCACAUCUCAUGAUCUCAAACCGGAAGGUGCCAACAUUCUGGUUACAGAGGAGAACAAGGAAGAAUAUAUUGGUUUAAUGGCUGAAUGGAGAUUUUCACGUGGAGUAGAAGAACAAACCAAAGCAUUUCUCGAUGGCUUUAAUGCAGUCGUCCCUCUACAGUGGCUACAGUAUUUUGAUGAAAAAGAGUUAGAGGUAAUGCUCUGCGGUAUGCAGGAAGUGGACUUGUCCGACUGGCAGAGGAAUACUGUUUAUCGGCAUUAUACAAGAAAUAGCAAACAAAUCAUGUGGUUCUGGCAGUUUGUCAAAGAAAUGGACAAUGAGGUCCGGUUGCGAUUGCUGCAGUUUGUUACCGGCACUUGCAGGCUACCUCUGGGAGGUUUUGCAGAGCUGAUGGGAAGCAAUGGUCCACAGAAAUUCUGCAUUGAGAAAGUUGGCAAAGAAACUUGGCUUCCUAGAAGUCAUACAUGUUUUAAUCGCCUGGAUUUACCACCAUAUAAAAGCUUUGAACAGUUGAAAGAAAAGCUCCUUUUUGCAAUUGAAGAAACAGAAGGUUUUGGCCAAGAAUAAAACAGCUGCUGUGGAUAAGAGAACGUGUUAUGGACGUGUGUUUUAUGCCCAGCCAAGAAUAAUUGCACACUCUUAUUGUAUAUAUGCUCUUUAGUCUGUACAGUGAUCUAAUGCGUAGAUAUUUCUGUUCUUCCACCUAGAUAUGCAAAACAAUUUAGUCUUUUCUAUUUUUUAUUUAUUUCCCCAUUUCAAAUGACUGAAUAGAAAAAGAAACUUUAAUUUUAAAUGCUGACUGAAAACUUUAUUUUAAAAUUUAUAUAUGUAUGUACUGCAAACUCUAGUUUUAUAGAGUUUUAAAUAUAAGAAACAUCAGCCAUUUGAGAAGGCCUGGAAUUGCUUUAUCAGAAAAAUACAAACUGCAAAAAAAAAUACAUGUUCUCUUAUAUAGAACAUCUUAAACACAAAUGUUUAUUGCAUGGCUGCCACCAUAAAGGUGUUGAAGGCUAAUGCCAAAAACUUUGAUUAUACAAUAAAAUAAUUGCUGCUGGCUUUUUACAAUGGCAGAAUAUGCACAAUUCUGUCUUUCAUUUAUUCUUUUGAAUGGUGCAAAUGUAGCGAAGGCCUCGGGGGUUACCGCAAAUUGCAAUGGUAGUUGCGUAUGAUUCUUAAUAAUUGUAGAAACCGAGAAUCUUGCGGCAAUCUGCUUUGGAAUAUAGAGAGUAUUCAUGAAGGAUCAAUGUGGUGCCGCUGACAAGCUUUUAUUUACAGGACAAAUGAAAGACUAACGUUAAUACCUGGACUAUGUUGCAAUCAUUGCAAAACAAGAAUAUGAAUAAACCUUUUUUUAAUCUG